This is a messenger RNA of Thyridium curvatum, 2289 nucleotides long. RefSeq lists its product as uncharacterized. The transcript is spliced from 7 exons. Gene Ontology annotation, cellular component: nucleus. Gene Ontology annotation, molecular function: zinc ion binding; DNA binding; DNA-binding transcription factor activity, RNA polymerase II-specific. Bases 1 to 2289 code for a protein of 762 amino acids. Gene Ontology annotation, biological process: regulation of DNA-templated transcription; DNA-templated transcription. Lineage: Eukaryota; Fungi; Ascomycota; Sordariomycetes; Thyridiales; Thyridiaceae. The record is from RefSeq and is a predicted model, not a curated record.
AUGGAAACCGGCAAUCAGGAAGGCCAUGACCCGGAUAAGCUUUCCUCAUGCCAAGGCUGUCGGAAACGGAAAUUGAAGUGCUCCAAAGACCAACCGGCAUGCUCUCACUGCCAACGGCUAGACGCUGUUUGUGUAUACGACCUUAAGAAGAACAAGCCGGGUAUCAAGACUGGCGUGAUUGAGGGACUUAACCGUAGACUAGAGGCUUUGGAAAAUGCCUUUUCGGAAAGAGGCGAAACUGUCCGCCAUGAAGCCCGUUCUUGUGCCAACGACACGGUCGGGGGCUCAGAGCCUGCGAAUAUCACGACUAUCCUUUCGGUUCUUGCCCAGGAGCUUCAGAAGCUCAACUCCAGAGCGUCCAGCGCGUCCCAUCCUCAAUCACCAGCCGACAAGGUCAACCACGGGCCAAAUGCCUCGCCAGCGAGCUCGAUAUCGUGGGCGAGGCAGACGAAUGGAUCCGACGGCUACUUUGAGAAUAUGUCUUCACAAUCGAGGAAGAGGAGGCGAGUAGAGGGAUACAGUGACCGGCCUUUGCACUUACCAGUUCCAAUCGAGGAAUGUGUCGAGGCGGCAGUCGGUCUUCCGCCCCCUAGCGUGCUCGAAGCUAUCAUUGACGCUUACUUCGUCAAUGUGCAGCCGUGGAUCCCUCUUUUCCAUGAGACUCGGUUUAGAGAGCGCAUCCAUGACCCAAGAAAGCUGUCAGAACUUGUGGUGGUCCUCCACGCAGUUGUCGUGGCUGCUGCGCGAUACGUCGACCCUACCGACUCCCCUUUAUCACCGGAGAGUGUAGAGAUGCUAAUCAAGAAGUCAAGAAAUGUUGUCCUCCUCAAUGCCAUGGACGGUCUCACAAUUGAGAACCUACAAGCAUUGGUUAUUCUCGCUUUCAGCGAUAUUGGUAAUGGCCAAGCAUCGAAAGCCUGGUCCAUUAUCGGGUCGCUUACACGUACCGUGGAAUAUCUUCAACUCAGUGUUGAGGAUGAGGAUCAAGAGAAGCAGCCCCUACUAAAGCCGAUGCUUUCCUCUCCACCGGCGCAGAGUUGGACAGAGGAGGAAGAGAGAAGAAGGGUAUUCUGGAAUAUCUUUAUACUUGACCGGUUUUGCUCGAUCACCACUGGGUGGAAUACGAGCCUCACUGCCGAUGACGUGCGUCGUCGCCUGCCAGCGGAUGGCUUUCUUUGGCAUAAAGAAGAGCCUGUGCUUACGCCCUACUUCGGGAUUUGGGACCGUUCAGUUGCCAAGAUUGGUAACUCGAUAGCAUUCCUUCCGACGCAUUAUCCUGGCCAGAAGCAAGGCGAAACUGCUCCACAUACUACAUCCCCUACGUCGGCUUCCACACCACCCAAAAAUCCCGCGUCUGGUGACAUGUCUCAUGUGGGAGCCUUUGCAUAUUGUGUUGAAGCGACUGAGUCACUGAGUCAAGUAACCACCUAUUUCCUACAACAGAGGAUUGAUUGGCAUGACAGGCAUGAGAUUGCAUAUCCACAGCCGGGAUGGGCGCAGAUUGUCCAAUUGCCUAGCUUCUGUAGCGCGGAGACAUGUCAGAUAGCAGCGACCGAGACAGCCAACAUCACUCAGAAGUAUCUCAAGUAUACCGAGGAGAACAGCCCUGUCACAAGCCAAUUCGCAUACUGUGUCUUUGUCAGUGCAAGGCUGCUCUUAGUCCACUGGCGCCGCUCGAACUCGAAACUAUUGCCCGAGUUUUGGUCCCUUGCUCAUAGUCUCGACGAGAUGGCGAGACGUUGGGUGGGGCUGGGACGGUCAGAGCAGCAGCAGCACUCAGAGAGUCUGGCUGGCCGCUACGCUGGGCGUCUUCGAGACAUACAUCGCAGGUGUCUAGAAGACCCAGAUUUCCAGAUUGAUGUUCUCAAUGACUCUACGAUAAUCUCUGCAGUAAUGACAUCAUCUACUGGAAUAUCAUGGAGCCCUGGCGGAGGCAAUAACCAGCUCAACUCCGAGCUUGAUCAUGGAGACAGCAGAUCAGAGACCUGGAACAUGCAGCCUUCGUCUCUAUCUAAUUCUCAGAUACCACCGCUUUCCGAUCAUGGUUUCAUAACCGCUAGCACAGGGUACGACACGGCAAAUGAGGCAGGCCAGGUUGGCCCUUCGGAAUCUGCAGCCAUAGGUUAUGCGACAGGAGAAGCCAAUCCGAGCGACGAACUGUCUGCCAUAUCUCACAUCCUAUUGGAUCAAAGAUUCAUGGAGUUAGAUCGAGUAAUCUCCUUCGAUGACAGUCUCUUUGCUCCUCGGCUUGGAUCUACGACUGUUGGGCCUGCGAUGAUGGCAGAAUGA